Molecule: messenger RNA, 3188 nt
Organism: Bombina bombina (fire-bellied toad)
Lineage: Eukaryota; Metazoa; Chordata; Amphibia; Anura; Bombinatoridae
Gene: COPB2
Product: COPI coat complex subunit beta 2
Exons: 22
Coding region: 164-2923 (919 amino acids)
Biological process (GO): endoplasmic reticulum to Golgi vesicle-mediated transport; intra-Golgi vesicle-mediated transport; intracellular protein transport
Cellular component (GO): COPI vesicle coat
Molecular function (GO): structural molecule activity; protein binding
Source: RefSeq, a predicted model, not a curated record
UGAUCAAUCUGGCCACGUCACGCAAUUUUCGAUACUGGGCCAAUCACAAGAUGGCCACACGUCACCAACGGAAGGAAACGAGUGAAAUGUAUCGCGGGAUCUGAGUUGGAUCCCGGAAGCUCCACGUCAGACAGAGAUAGAGAGAGGGACAGAAACCGGGGAGAUGCCUCUGCGACUUGAUAUCAAACGAAAACUAACAGCUCGGUCUGACCGAGUGAAGAGUGUAGACUUGCACCCUACUGAGCCAUGGAUGCUGGCAAGCCUUUAUAAUGGCAGCGUAUGUGUGUGGAACCAUGAAACACAGACACUGGUGAAAACAUUUGAAGUAUGUGACUUGCCUGUCCGAGCAGCAAAAUUUGUGGCCAGAAAAAACUGGGUUGUUACAGGAGCAGAUGACAUGCAAAUCAGAGUCUUCAACUACAACACACUGGAGAGAGUGCACAUGUUUGAGGCUCACUCUGAUUAUAUCCGUUGCAUUGCAGUCCAUCCAACUCAACCUUAUAUCCUAACCAGCAGUGAUGACAUGUUGAUUAAAUUAUGGGACUGGGAUAAGAAAUGGUCAUGCUCUCAGGUGUUUGAAGGCCACACCCACUAUGUAAUGCAGAUUGUAAUUAAUCCUAAAGACAACAACCAGUUUGCCAGUGCCUCUCUGGACCGCACCAUCAAGGUAUGGCAGCUGGGAUCUUCCUCGCCCAACUUCACCCUGGAAGGGCACGAGAAAGGUGUCAACUGUAUUGAUUAUUACAGUGGGGGUGACAAACCUUAUCUCAUCUCUGGAGCUGAUGACAGAUUGGUUAAGAUAUGGGACUACCAGAAUAAGACCUGCGUACAAACGUUGGAGGGUCAUGCUCAGAAUGUUUCCUGUGUUAGCUUUCACCCUGAGCUUCCCAUCAUCAUAACAGGGUCUGAAGAUGGAACUGUGAGAAUCUGGCACUCGAGCACAUACCGCCUGGAAAGCACCUUAAACUAUGGAAUGGAGCGUGUGUGGUGUGUGUCUGGGCUCCGAGGAUCUAACAAUGUUGCUUUGGGAUAUGAUGAGGGCAGCAUUAUUAUUAAGCUGGGUCGUGAAGAGCCUGCAAUGUCAAUGGACGCUAAUGGGAAAAUCAUCUGGGCCAAACACUCUGAGGUGCAGCAGGCCAACCUGAAAGCUAUGGGAGAUGCAGAGAUCAAGGAUGGCGAGAGGCUCCCACUGGCUGUGAAAGACAUGGGUAGCUGUGAAAUUUACCCCCAGACAAUACAGCAUAACCCCAAUGGAAGGUUUGUGGUGGUGUGUGGAGAUGGAGAAUACAUCAUUUACACUGCUAUGGCCCUAAGGAACAAGAGUUUUGGAUCUGCACAGGAGUUUGUCUGGGCUCAUGACUCCUCUGAGUAUGCCAUUAGAGAGAGCACCAGUGUGGUGAAGAUCUUCAAGAAUUUCAAGGAAAAGAAAAGUUUCAAACCAGACUUUGGCGCAGAAGGUAUCUAUGGUGGAUUUUUGCUGGGAGUCCGCUCUGUCAACGGUUUAGCUUUCUAUGACUGGGAGAACACGGAACUUAUUCGGAGAAUUGAAAUCCAGCCUAAGCAUAUUUUCUGGUCCGAUUCUGGAGAACUAGUCUGUAUAGCUACUGAAGAAUCCUUCUUCAUUCUGAAAUACAUGUCGGAGAAGGUUGCAGCAGCACAGGAGACACAUGAGGGAGUGUCGGAAGAUGGAAUUGAGGAAGCUUUUGAGGUUCUUGGUGAAAUUCAGGAAAUAGUGAAGACUGGACUGUGGGUUGGUGAUUGUUUUAUUUACACCAGCACAGUGAACAGACUGAACUACUAUGUAGGUGGGGAGAUUGUUACCAUUGCACACUUAGACAGGACCAUGUACUUGCUUGGUUAUAUCCCCAAAGAUAAUCGCCUUUAUCUGGGAGACAAGGAACUGAACAUUGUCAGUUAUUCUUUGCUUGUGUCAGUUCUGGAAUAUCAGACAGCUGUAAUGAGGAGAGAUUUCAGCAUGGCUGACAAAGUAAUCCCAACCAUCCCCAAGGAGCAGAGGACGCGUGUGGCUCACUUUUUGGAGAAACAGGGCUUUAAGCAACAAGCUCUGGCAGUGUCCACUGAUCCAGAACACCGUUUCGAACUGGCUUUACAGCUAGGAGAGCUCCAGAUCGCCAACCAAUUAGCUGUGGAAGCAGAGUCUGAGCAGAAAUGGAAGCAGCUAGCAGAACUUGCAAUCAGCAAAUGUCAGUUUGGGUUGGCACAGGAAUGUCUUCACAAUGCCCAGGACUAUGGAGGUCUUUUGCUCCUGGCCACUUCCUCUGGGAAUUCCACCAUGGUGAACAAGUUGGCUGAAGGGGCAGAGAGAGAUGGCAAGAAUAAUGUGGCUUUUCUAAGUUACUUCUUACUAGGAAAACUGGACACUUGUCUGGAACUCUUGAUUUCCACUGGCCGACUCCCUGAAGCUGCAUUUCUGGCAAGAACUUACCUACCAAGCCAGGUGUCCAGGGUGGUAAAGUUAUGGAAAGAAAGCCUGAGCAAGAUCAACCAAAAGGCAGCAGACUCUUUGGCCGACCCCACAGAAUAUGAGAAUCUGUUUCCUGGUCUAAAGGAGGCCUUCCUGGGAGAACAGUGGUUGAAGCAAAAGGGUAGUGCUCUCCUACCUGCAAAACAGUAUCCCCAAGUGACACCUAACGAAGAAAGAAAUGUCUUAGAAGAAGCAAAGGGAUUUGAGCCAACAGAAGAAACAGCCUCCUUGGAGGCAGAAGCAUCAAAUGACAUUCCCCAAGCAGUGCCAGUGCUUGUCCCCAUCCCCACACCGUCUGCUCCAGUUAAAGAGACACCUGCUCCUAAAAUUACAGAAGACAAGGCUUUCCUGGAUCUAGAGGAUGAUUUGGAUAACAUGGAGCUGGAUGACAUCGACACCACAGACAUCAAUUUAGAUGAUGAGCUUUCAGAUGACUAAAUUUUAUAACAACGUUUUAUUUAAGUGACCAAAACUUUAAACCCUCUCCGGUUUGUAGGCCAUGUAGUAUCUGGGCUUUCCGCUUGCCAUACAGAUAAGAUACUGCACUCCUGCCUGUACAGACAUCUUUAUUGUGAAUCAAAGAGAACCUAUUUGUACAUUUCCUUGUCAGCUUCUCUCUACAUUCAUAAUGUGUUUCCUCUGUUAUGUCUGACAUGAGAAAUGUCUAUUUGCAUUAACUGAAAAAUAAAAGUUAUUGCUUUAA